AUGAUAAUGCUGCGACGACUAAAGGUCUUGGCAUUAGUGGCACCGCUCUUGGCAGCAUUUACUGACGCCUAUGCGAUCAGCGGCACCGUAUUCCUUCCAAACGAAGUGACAGCAAAGGUCGAACCUUUAAUUGUAAAGUUAAAUGGCGGGGAACAAACGACUUUUGUGCGCUCGGACGGUUCCUUUUUGUUCCACGACGUGGCGCCUGGUCGUUAUGUGGUGGAUAUUCCAUCCACACGAUUCUUGUUUAGCCAAUACAAAGUGGAUGUAGGAGUUGAUGGUCUCAUUCGUGCACUUGAGUACAAGUAUGUGGGUGCUUCCAAGACUAGUGCUAACUAUCCACUCCUUGUGGAACCUGUCAAGCAGCUCGACUACUUUGAGCAACGCGAAAAGUUUAAUCUACUUGGAUUGAUAAUGAAUCCAUCUUUCUUGACUAUUGUAGUGCCAAUUGCAUUGCUAUAUAUUCUACCUAAACUAACAGAGGGAAUGGACCCGGAGGAAAUGAAAAAGGCACAGGAAGAAAUGGGAUCGACAGACCCGUCGUCACUAUUGGCUGGAAUGCUGGGCGGUGGCCAGACAAAUGUUGAUGACAGUGACGAUGAUUAG
This is a messenger RNA of Peronospora belbahrii, 606 nucleotides long. The record is from the annotation of a GenBank genome assembly. NCBI's taxonomy places the organism in Eukaryota, Oomycota, Peronosporomycetes, Peronosporales, Peronosporaceae.